Messenger RNA from Poecilia reticulata (guppy), 2254 nucleotides. Its product is annotated as heparan-sulfate 6-O-sulfotransferase 3-B-like. NCBI's taxonomy places the organism in Eukaryota, Metazoa, Chordata, Actinopteri, Cyprinodontiformes, Poeciliidae. Gene Ontology annotation, cellular component: membrane. The record is from RefSeq and is a predicted model, not a curated record. Gene Ontology annotation, molecular function: heparan sulfate 6-sulfotransferase activity.
GAGCUUGACGUUGGAGCCACCAGCUCAGAUACCGAUCAGCAAUUGGCAGGUCAGCCGAGCACGGACGCUCUUGAACGGUGGGAUGAAUCGUUUCCGUCCCGGUUGCAUUGCAAAAGACUGCCGCUGACAGUUUGUCACUUUUAAAAAGCGAAACAUGCCUCAUUAGCCUUCGCUGCUUUAGUGACAGCGUGAAGUUUGCUGAGUGAAGUGUUCUGGUGCGGGACGAGGCCAGUCCAGUGCUGGAAGUGUUCAUGUUGGGACCUCGGCUUCAGUUUCAGCUGGCGGCAGCAUCGCGAGUCCAGGCUGAACGUGCAGGAUGAGACCGGGGCGACAGGCGCGCGACUCGGGCAUCACGUUCAGGUUUGUGCCGGUGGCGUGAUUCAGACAACCCCACCAUGGAGGAGAAGUUCAGCAGACUCAUUUUCAUCCCCAUUGCUGCGGUCAUUUUCCUAAUGAUCGGCUACCAGUAUGUGUGCCCGGCGGACAGCAACACCUGCCGCUUCAGGAGUGACGAGAAGGGGCUCGUCCAGCAGCGCUUGCCGGCGUUCGACUCGCUUUACUCGGAGCCGGAGGCGGACGAGGACUUCCCGGCCAAAAUCACAUCCAAGUUCAACUUCACGGAGCGGGACCUGGACAGGCACGUCGACUUCAACAUCCGAGGGGAUGAUGUGAUGGUGUUCCUGCACAUCCAAAAGACCGGCGGGACGACUUUCGGUAGGCACCUGGUGAAAAACAUCCAGCUGGAGCAGCCGUGCGACUGCAUGCCUGGCCAGAGGAAGUGCACCUGCCACCGGCCAGGCAAAGCCGAGUCGUGGCUCUUCUCCCGGUUCUCCACGGGCUGGAGCUGCGGCUUGCACGCCGACUGGACGGAGCUGACGAGCUGCGUGCCGGUUGUGAUGAACAAGAAGGACAAGAAGAAUGUCCAGAAGAACAAAAAGAAUUUCUACUACAUCACUAUGCUACGUGAUCCUGUGUCACGCUACCUCAGUGAGUGGAAGCACGUACAGCGUGGGGCUACUUGGAAAACAGCCCUCCACAUGUGUGAUGGCCGCCCUCCCACUCAGGAUGAGCUUCCCGCUUGCUACAGCGGGGAAGACUGGACUGGUGUGCCGCUCACAGACUUUAUGAACUGUCCCUCGAAUUUGGCCAACAACCGUCAAGUGCGCAUGCUGGCUGACCUGAGUUUGGUGGGGUGCUACAACAUGUCCUCCAUGAGUGAGCUGGAGCGAGGCAGCGUGCURCUCGCCAGCGCUAAGGCAAACCUGCGCAACAUGGCCUUCUUUGGCUUGACGGAGUUCCAGCGGAAGACGCAGUACCUGUUCGAGAGAACUUUCGGGCUGCACUUCAUCCRGGCCUUCACCCAGAUCAACAGCACGCGCGCUGCCAGCGUGGGGAUAAGUGAAAAGGUGCGGUGGCGCAUUGAGGGGCUCAACGCCUUGGACGUAGAGCUGUACGAGUACGCCAAGGAGCUGUUCCUGCGGCGUUACCAGGAUGACCGACAGAGGCAUCACCAGGAAGAGCGGCUCAGGAGGCGGCAGGAGAGGCAACAGAGGCAGCGGCUGCACAGGAACUAUCUGGUUGAGUUGCUAAGACUGGGAGGUGGAGAAGURGAGGAAGAGGAAGAAGAAGAGGAGGUGAAAGUGCUAGAAGAGGUAGUCACCACCGAGGAUUACAGUAGCCAGGUGGUGCGAUGGUGAGGAGCCAGAACAUCACAGCACUGACUGACUGCGGAUGAAUUUCAUCGUUUCCUGUGACUCAGCCGGGACCUCUCACCCUUCACAGGCUUAUAGCGUCAGACUGCCGAAAGGUGUCUUAAUAUUUACGAUGGAUGUAUUUGCUAUAGCAACAUGAACAUUUUGUAUUUAUUUAUUUUUUUUUCUUAUGGCUAAAUUUUGGCACUGCAAUUGUGGAAAAUGUGUUUAUUUAUUCAGUUGCAAGUGCUUUGAAUGUUCUCCAGGUGGUGAAAAUAUUCCUCAUGUUGCGCAAUAAAAGAAAAAAUACAAGAAUAUGAAAAUAUGUAUAAUAUAAGAGAGGCCUAUUUAUUAUUACAUUUCCUAAAUGAUGACUGGGUCCUUGAUGUCCUGUUUGUUAUUUAGCUCUAUGUUGAAAUCUUGUGACUCUGUGGUGUUUGGCUUUAUAAGAGUAUCAAAGCACAAACUUGGCAAACUGCAGUGUGUUUUCUUCUUUCUGACUGCACUGAUGAAACAAACUGUUACAAAUGAACCAAUAAAAUUGGUGUAACAAGUUGAUUACA